AAGAUUGAAAGGGGCCAUGGAGAGGCUGCAGUCACAGUGAGGCCUCCAGAUUCAUGCCAUCAAAGUGUUUCAUGAUGACUGGGUUUUCACACCAUUUAUCCAAGGGCCCUAAUCAAUGACAGCACCAAGAAUGAAAGUAGACACAUUGGAAGCCAGAGAGUCACUGGGUGACUUCUAGAGGUAGCAACAAGCUCAUGAAGAAGGAUGAGUACGACAUUCAGUGGCUUGCACUCCCCAACCAUCCUCUCAUGUGUUGAAAAAUCUCUAGAGCUUUGGAAGGCUGAAUGGACUAAACAUGAAGAGCUUGAAAGCGAAGUUCAGGAAGAGUGACACCAAUGAGUGGAACAAGAAUGAUGACAGGCUGCUGCAGGCCGUGGAGAAUGGAGAUGCGGAGAAGGUGGCCUCAUUGCUCGGCAAGAAGGGGGCCAGUGCCACCAAACACGACAGCGAGGGCAAGACCGCUUUCCAUCUUGCUGCUGCAAAAGGACACGUGGAAUGCCUCAGGGUCAUGGUUACACAUGGUGUGGAUGUGACAGCCCAAGAUACUACCGGACACAGCGCCUUACACCUCGCAGCCAAGAACAGCCACCAUGAAUGCAUCAGGAAGCUCCUUCAGUCUAAAUGCCCAGCUGAAAGUGUUGACAGCUCUGGGAAAACAGCUUUACAUUAUGCAGCGGCGCAGGGCUGCCUUCAAGCUGUGCAGAUUCUCUGCGAACAUAAGAGCCCCAUAAACCUCAAAGAUUUGGAUGGGAAUAUACCGCUGCUUCUUGCUGUACAAAAUGGUCACAGUGAGAUCUGUCACUUUCUCCUGGAUCAUGGAGCAGAUGUCAAUUCCAGGAACAAAAGUGGAAGGACUGCUCUCAUGCUGGCCUGCGAGAUUGGCAGCUCUAACGUCGUGGAAGCCUUAAUUAAAAAGGGUGCAGACCUAAACCUUGUAGAUUCUCUUGGACACAAUGCCUUACGUUAUUCCAAACUCUCAGAAAAUGCAGGAAUUCAAAGCCUUCUAUUAUCAAAAAUCUCUCAGGAUGCUGAUUUAAAGACCCCAACAAAACCAAAGCAGCAUGACCAAGUCUCUAAAAUAAGCUCAGAAAGAAGUGGAACUCCAAAAAAACGCAAAGCUCCACCACCUCCUAUCAGUCCUACCCAGGUAAAAACAAAAGCAAACAAACAGUCAAUAAAUGCACCACAAGAAAGCCAUAAAUUUGUCAUUUUGUUUAGACCAAAAAGGAAUGCUGAGAUCAGUUCUAUACGAGAAAACAAAGACAGACUAAGUGACAGUACUACAGGUGCUGAUAGCUUAUUGGAUAUAAGUUCUGAAGCUGACCAACAAGAUCUUCUUGCCCUAUUGCAAGCAAAAGUUGCUUCCCUUACCUUACACAAUAAGGAGUUACAAGAUAAAUUACAGGCCAAAUCACCCAAGGAGGCAGAAGCAGACCUAAGCUUUGACUCAUAUCAUUCCACCCAAACUGACUUGGGCUCAUCCCUGGGAAAACCUGGUGAAACCUCUCCCCCAGACUCCAAAUCAUCUCCACCUGUCUUAAUACAUGAUUUAGGUAAAUCCACGACUGACAGUGACGUCAGAAUUCAGCAACUGCAAGAGAUUUUGCAAGAUUUACAGAAGAGAUUAGAGAGCUCUGAAGCAGAGAGAAAACAGCUACAGGUUGAACUCCAGUCCCGAAGGGCAGAACUGGUAUGCUUAAACAACACUGAGAUUUCCGAGAACAGCUCUGACCUCAGCCAGAAACUUAAAGAAACUCAGAGCAAAUACGAGGAGGCUAUGAAAGAAGUCCUUAGUGUGCAGAAGCAGAUGAAACUGGGUCUUGUCUCGCCUGAGAGCAUGGAUAAUUAUUCACAUCUCCACGAGCUGAGGGUCACGGAAGAGGAAAUAAAUGUGCUCAAGCAGGAUCUGCAGAAUGCAUUAGAAGAAAGUGAAAGAAAUAAAGAGAAAGUAAGAGAGUUAGAGGAAAAGCUGGUAGAGAGGGAGAAAGGUACAGUGAUUAAGCCACCUGUGGAAGAGUACGAGGAAAUGAAAAGUUCAUAUUGCUCUGUUAUUGAGAACAUGAAUAAGGAGAAAGCAUUUUUGUUUGAGAAAUACCAAGAGGCCCAAGAAGAAAUCAUGAAAUUAAAAGAUACACUAAAAAGUCAGAUGACACAGGAAGCCAGUGAUGAAGCUGAGGACAUGAAAGAAGCCAUGAAUAGGAUGAUAGAUGAACUCAACAAACAGGUGAGCGAGCUGUCACAGCUGUACAAAGAAGCCCAGGCUGAACUGGAGGAUUACAGGAAGAGGAAAUCUCUAGAGGAUAUCACAGCUGAAUAUAUCCAUAAAGCAGAGCAUGAGAAACUGAUGCAAUUGACAAACGUGUCCAGGGCUAAAGCAGAAGAUGCACUGUCCGAAAUGAAGUCUCAGUAUUCAAAAGUGUUGAACGAGUUGACCCAGCUCAAACAACUGGUCGAUGCACAGAAAGAGAACUCUGUCUCUAUCACAGAACAUUUGCAAGUGAUAACCACGCUGCGGACUGCAGCAAAAGAGAUGGAAGAAAAAAUAAGCAAUCUUAAGGAACACCUUGCAAGCAAGGAAGUGGAAGUAGCAAAGCUGGAGAAACAACUCUUAGAAGAGAAAGCUGCUAUGACUGAUGCAAUGGUACCCCGGUCUUCCUAUGAAAAGCUCCAGUCAUCCUUAGAGAGUGAAGUGAGUGUGUUGGCAUCGAAAUUAAAGGAAUCAGUGAAAGAGAAAGAGAAGGUCCAUUCAGAGGUUGCCCAGAUUAGAAGUGAGGUCUCACAGGUGAAAAGAGAAAAGGAAAAUAUUCAGACUCUCUUGAAAUCCAAAGAGCAAGAAGUAAAUGAACUUCUGCAAAAAUUCCAGCAAGCUCAGGAAGAACUUGCAGAAAUGAAAAGAUAUUCUGAGAGCUCUUCAAAACUGGAGGAAGAUAAGGAUAAAAAGAUAAACGAGAUGUCAAAGGAAGUCACCAAAUUGAAGGAGGCCCUGAACAGCCUCUCCCAGCUCUCCUACUCAACAAGCUCAUCCAAAAGGCAGAGUCAGCAGCUGGAGGCACUGCAGCAGCAAGUCAAACAGCUCCAGAACCAGCUGGCGGAAUGCAAGAAACAACACCAGGAGGUCAUAUCAGUUUACAGAAUGCAUCUUCUGUAUGCUGUGCAGGGCCAGAUGGAUGAAGAUGUCCAGAAAGUACUGAAGCAAAUCCUUACCAUGUGUAAAAACCAGUCUCAAAAGAAGUAAAGUGGAUUCCUUGGCAGGACACUGCCCCCCUUGUCAUCCGUCUUUGUGUUAGAUCCAGAGUUGUUGGCAGCCGCUGCCAUUGUUCUCAUGUGUGGUAUGCACUGUGGCCUAGCGUAGCUUCUUCCCUUUCCAAAGGUUUCUGAGGACUUGUCCCAGGAGAAGACUGCCUGCCUCAGAACUACUUAGAGACUUCAAACCAGCAGAGGUGAAAGUUCCUGUCAUCCCUUCAGAUUCCAGAGCUGGGAUCAGCCACGCCCAGAGGUCUGGUCCUGAUGCUGGCAGGGGGGCCCCCUCCUUCAUACCUGACCCGCUGAGUGGCUUCAUCACCACCGAGUGAUGUACUGAGGCCUCCUGCAGUGAAUAUGCUCCUUCCAUUGCUGUACUUGGGCAGUGCCAUUCAGCACAUGAGAGCUCUUUUUGCCUUUGGCUUUCAAUUCCAAAACAUGAUUUAAUUUCUAACUAAAUUAGUAUGGCACUAGUUAUGAAGUGUCUGCUUAAAACCCUUUAUCAUGGUAUCGUGUGGAUUUAAAAACUCUAAUUCCAUGUUUUCUUCCCAUCUGCCUUAUAUAUCUUAUCACUGUGCUUAUCAAUAUUCAGUUUGAUGAGCGCUAUUAACUAAAAUAUGAAACUUAAAAACAAAAGCAAGUUGUCCUUAAAAGUUCUUUUUUUUAAGUAAAUUGUUGACAUAUUGCAAAUUUUCUAUGCAAACUUGCCUCCUGCUGUUAUCCGUGAAGCUCAGGAAAUCCAAACAUUUGUGUUUCAACAAGGGACAGUAAACUGUGUUUACAGCCAAAAGAAAUGCCUCAUAGUUCUUAACCUCAAUUUUUGUAAAAGUAUUUUUUUCUCUGUAAUAUUUUUAUUGGCUCAUAAAGAUGUUUUCAUAUCUAAACCCCUAAAUAAGUGAAAUUACAGAUUAUAUUAACAAAAUACUUUUUAGGUAGCCAUGCUUGAGACUUUUUAAAAAUGUAACUUUUUCCUUAAAGUUUUCAGCUAUAGCAAAAGGUAGUUAUGUAUGCCAGACCUUCUAUGAGCUGCCACCAACACCCCUAGAACUUUCAGCCAUGGUGUCUUCAGAACUGUAGCGCAUUUCUGAAUCUAGCAAAUCCUCUUUUUACCCGUUGAAUGUUUUUGAAUGCCCUGACUCUACCAGCGCCCAUAAAUGAUCUCUGGAAGGACUGUUAGUAACAAUCUGUUUUUCAACUUUGAAGCUAAAAACCCUGAUAUGGUAAUAUUAUGGUGCAUAGCAGAGGUCUCGGGAAAAAAUAUUUCUGUUCACUUUACUUUCAGGUUCAAAAUGUUUCUAACAUGCUUGCAGCUUCCCUUAUGGCAUUAGUCUCGUUGAGGGAGAGAGACAGAAUCCAGGACUUUCCAAAGUAUUUAACGGAAAGCAGGGCCGGCUCUGACAGGGCCCACGUCCCACAGGGCUGCCUGGGCUCAGUGGGUGCUUGGCUGUGCUGGAUGAUAUGUUGAUCUGUAUUGGAUGAGGACCAAUGACAGCAAAGCAAAAAUGGCUUUAAAGCUUGGUGUUACUUUUCUUAAGUUGUUUAAUUAUAGUUAAGCAAUUUCAAAAAUGCUCCAAAGAAAUGUGAAAGGACCUUUUGUCACAGCACUUCAGAAAAUACAAAACAGCCCCUUCUGCCCCCGCACAGAAAUGCUGCAGAGUAUAUAAAACUUGAGACAUUUUUGUAGGAUGCCUGACGAGGUGUAGCCUUUUAUCUUGUUUCCGGAUGCGUAUUUAUUACGAGUACUCUGGUUAAAUAUUGAAAAGUUAUAUGCUGUAGUUUAGUAUUUUGUCUUUGUAAUUUACAGAAGUUAUUGGAGAAAAUAAUAAACUUGUUUCAUUUUGCA
Mandrillus leucophaeus (drill) is the source of this 5083-nucleotide messenger RNA. It is a transcript of the gene RAI14, whose product is annotated as retinoic acid induced 14. The record is from RefSeq and is a predicted model, not a curated record. Gene Ontology annotation, molecular function: actin binding. NCBI's taxonomy places the organism in Eukaryota, Metazoa, Chordata, Mammalia, Primates, Cercopithecidae. The coding region runs from base 296 to 3235 and encodes 979 amino acids. The transcript is spliced from 17 exons.